Molecule: messenger RNA, 3969 nt
Organism: Brassica napus (rape)
Lineage: Eukaryota; Viridiplantae; Streptophyta; Magnoliopsida; Brassicales; Brassicaceae
Product: benzoate--CoA ligase, peroxisomal-like
Exons: 3
Coding region: 1417-3120 (567 amino acids)
Source: RefSeq, a predicted model, not a curated record
ACUGUGGAUUAUCUGAUUUUCACGUUGCGGAUUUAGAACGAGUUGUGAACAUUGUAUAAGUUUAUCAACAGAUAACGAUGAUUUUAAUCUAAUCAUUGUUAAUUUAGUGCUAACACCAUGAUAUUUUUCAAAAGCCAACAUAAGUUAUUUAUAUGAUGUGUCCAUCGCUCUAAAAUGACGGAUUUUUUUGUUCCCGACGAGAUAUAUAUGAAGAAACGACUUUGUCGAUAGCUUGUUUCCGACGGAUUUGUCCAUCAGGAAUCGUCUAUUUUCUUGUAGUGAAUGGUAGAUAUGCCGUAGUUAAUGUAAUGAAUUUAUGUUUCAUUGUAGUGCGUACUAGUUUAGAAAAACAUAUACUACUGUUUCAUUCACGUUGAGCUUCGGGGUUCCAUAUCGGUAUAUGGUUUUAAUGUUCAUACUGGAAAGGCAUGUGAACGAUUCAAACAAUAAAUGAAUUGUAUGGACACUCCACGGUUGUAUGGGAAAACAUCUUGAGUUUUUUUUUAAAAUGAUUUUAUCUUUAUCAAGGUUGUAUGUAGGAGUGGACAAAUUGCUAGGGAAACUGUCCAAUUUGAAAUUUUGGUGUCCUAGGUUUGCGGACCAGAUCAUAUUUCUAGUCCAAUAUAUGAUACAUAUAUUUUUUUUUUUAAAUAACAAAAAAUUGAGAAGAAAACCAAUAAAUUUAGCAUUUCAUCAGAAGUCCUUAUGGUCGGUUUUUUCUCAAUCUCUUCGAACCUCUUUCCUUCUCAUCUUCAGUUUUCAUUGGUCUUACAAAAUUAGAAAAUGUUGAUGUCUAGUGUAUACUUAAAGCAUUUCCAAUGUAAAAUUUUGUUUUUUCCUCUAAAACAGAAUAAAAGAGAAUAUGAAGUAAAAAUGUUUUAACUCAACUCUAUUUUACGCUCUAUAAUAGAAUAAUAAACAAAAAAAAUAGAUUACUCCAUUUAUAGCGUAAAUUCCAUUAGAAAGUUAGGUUGCAACAUUUAAUACUUCAUACUCUGUUUUAUUCUAUUUUGGAGUAAAAAUGUAUGUAAUAGGGUUGGAGAUACCCCUUAUUAACUUCUAUUUGAAACUCACUGUGUUCCUAUUAGCUUAAUCUUAUGGAUUUUCUAGUUUUUAUUUUAUGUUCUGAGUUAAUGUUAAUAAAAGGUACCAAUUCAAGAUUAAAUAAUUUCAUAUAUUUAAAUUUUCUAUAAGAUAUUGGUUCAUGAUAGGUUAUAGAAAAGUGUUUUAGUGAGAAAAGUUAAAACAUUUAUUAUCGUGCAUUAAUUAUUUCCUAAUGUAUGUUAACUCUAUGGCCUCGAGGAAAUAAUAAAUGCUCGAUCAAAUAGAUUGUCCAUCGCGCUUAUAUAAGAUCUACAUGUAUAAUCCCUCUUCCCUCACACAAACACACAAAUAUAAAUACAAACUAAGAACAAGAUGGACAAUCUGGCGUUAUGUGAAGCAAACAACGCUCCUCUAACGCCCAUAACGUUCUUGAAGAGAGCUUCGGAAUGUUAUCCAAAUAGGACUUCCAUAAUCUAUGGAGAAACUCGUUUCACUUGGCCUCAGACCUAUGACCGUUGCUGUCGUCUAGCUGCUUCUCUCCUAUCUCUUAACAUCGCCAAGAAUGAUAUCGUAUCCGUUCUGGCCCCAAACAUACCGGCCAUAUAUGAGAUGCACUUCGCUGUUCCCAUGGCUGGAGCUGUCCUAAACCCUAUCAACACCCGCCUUGACGCAAAAUCCAUCGCCGCAAUCUUCCGCCACGCACAGCCCAAGAUAUUAUUCGUAGACCGCAACCUUGAGACCUUAGCUAGAGCCACGCUCCAUCUACUACCAGAUGAAGAGCAGCGGAACCUGCUGGUCAUUUUCAUUGACGAGCCCGAUCGCCCUAAAAGGAUUUCGUCCAAUGAUCAGUUAGACUACGAAGAGCUCAUCCGUAGGGGAGAACCUUCGUCCUCCUCGGUUGCACGCAUGUUCCGUAUUCAAAACGAGCAUGAUCCGAUCUCGUUAAACUACACGUCGGGUACCACGAGCGAACCAAAAGGUGUGGUGGUCAGCCACCGUGGAGUUUAUUUGAGCUCUCUAAGCGUGAUUAUGGGCUGGGAGAUGGGGAAGUUCCCGGUCUACCUUUGGACUCUGCCUAUGUUUCAUUGCAAUGGAUGGAAUCUCACAUGGUCAGUGGCAGCACGUGGAGGCACCAACGUCUGUAUAAGGCAUGUGUCUGCCCCGGAGAUUUAUAAGAACAUAGAAUCGCACGGCGUGACGCAUAUGUGUUGUGUUCCUACAGUCUUAAACAUUCUGGUUCAAGGAAAUUCACUUGACAUGUCACAAAGGUCAAAGCCGGUUCAGGUUUUGACCGGAGGUUCAUCGCCUCCUACUGCCCUUGUAGAGAAAGUUCAGCGGCUCGGGUUUGAAGUGCUGCAUGUUUAUGGGCUCACGGAGGCCACUGGUGCUGUUCUCUUUUGUGAGUGGCAUGACGAGUGGAACAGACUUCCAGAGAAGCAACAGAUGGAGAUGAAAGCAAGACAAGGGGUAGGCAUCUUAGCCCUAGCUGACGUUGACGUAAAGAACAAAAAAACCCAGGAGAGUGUCCCACGCGAUGGGACGACAAUGGGAGAAAUUGUCAUGAAAGGAAGCAGCAUAAUGAAAGGGUAUCUAAGGAAUCCGAAAGCUACAUCUGAAGCGUUUAAACACGGAUGGCUCCACACGGGAGACAUAGGUGUGAUCCAUCCCGAUGGUCACAUACAGAUCAAAGAUCGGUCCAAAGAUAUUAUCAUAUCGGGAGGUGAAAACAUCAACAGUAUUGAAGUUGAGAAUGUUCUUUACAAAUAUAAGAAAGUGCUCGAGGCCGCUGUUGUCGCCAUGCCUCACCCUAUGUGGGGUGAAACCCCUUGUGCGUUCGUUGUUCUAGAAAAGCGUAAGACUGGUCAAGGAGACUGUGAUGAUCAGUUCAUGACAAGAGAAGGUGAUUUGAUUAAGUAUUGCCGUGAGAAUCUGCCUCAUUUUAUGUGUCCGAAGAGGGUUGUGUUCAUGGGAGAACUACCUAAGAACGGCAACGGAAAGAUUCUUAAACAUAAGCUAAGAAACAUCGCUAAAAGUUUGGUUAUUAAUGAUGACAAUACUAUUGGCAUUAAGCACUAAAUAUCAUCUCUCAUGGAAAAUCCUUAAGAGUGAGAUGAUUAGAAAUCUGGUAUUUAUUGUUUCGAUUAUAAAAUCAUUUUUGAAUAAACAUAUGUAAUGUUUAGUACAAAUAAUUGUAAUUUACCGAAACAUUUAGAUUUUAUUGUACUUUUAUUCUUUAACUGAACUUAAUAGAUAGGUUAAAUCUCAUAUCUAUUAAAUCACAUUGAACCUGGACGAACCAUAUUGAUCCAUGAUCCAAAACAUUUCUGGUUUAGUUAUCAGGCGGUUAUAAAAAAUUCUCCAAGUUUGAAUGCAUCCAAAAAUGUUAAUGUAACAUCUCGAGUUGUGAUAUAUGGAAAGAAUUAAGAUGAUUGAUUUGGCUACUUAUUUCAACAAAGUUGACGUACUUUUUCCGUAACACAUCCGUUUAGAACUCCAGAGUUAAGCAUGCUUGAGCUGGAAUACUGGAAGAAUUGGCGACAUAUUUGGAAGUGAUUCGCGAUACAGUGUGAGUGAGGGCAAAGAACGGAGAACGGUCAUGUGAUGAUUACAAGAUCAGUAAACAAGUUUUUUGGACCUUGGAAAAUCAAUGCACUGCCCGUCAGAUGGGUAGAGUGAGCGGACAUGGGUGGCCCAUUGGGCGCUUGGGCGUUACAGUUAAGUUGAAAAUGAAGAUCUUCAUGCUUGUUGGUGCAUGGUAAUAUGAUGUCUCUGGCAUUCUUGGAUGGCUAGAUAUGUCUUCUGCGUUUUAGAUGUCUCUCUUGGUCGUUGUAAUCUUGUUUAAAAGUGUUUGAGCUCAUGAGCUUGCAAAUAAAGUAAGCUGAGAAUGAAUGAGGCAUUACUUUAUUCCAAAACUAAAUUAGAUAG